UUUUUUUUUUUUUUUUUUUUUUUGAGGUGGUCGGUGAAAUAAGUAUCUCCCUCGUUCUUCUUUCCUUCUUUAUUCUUUCACAUGUAUAUUUGUCGACAGUUUCUAUGGAAAAGCAAUAGGCAUCACUUUUCAUCAACUCCUUUGAAAAGAAGGUUAACAUGUUUACCACAAAAGGACCGACUUUUUGCUUUACGACAAGCCAUGGCAACUUCAUCGCCUGAACCUGUGGAUGUUUUUGUUGUUCCAACUGAAGAUGCUCACCAGAGUGAAUAUACAGCUGAGUGUGACAAUCGACGUGCCUGGAUUUCUGGUUUUAAUGGCUCUGCUGGUUGUGCUAUCAUUACUCAAAAGAAAGCUGCAUUAUUUACUGAUGGUCGUUAUUUCUUACAAGCAUCCCAAGAAUUGGAUCAUCAACAAUGGACAUUAAUGAAACAAGGACUUCCUGGUGUACCUACUUGGCAAGAAUUUCUUUCGGAACUUCCCAAUAUCAAAAUUGGUAUUGAUCCCUCGGUCAUUACAAUAGAUGAAGCCAAAAAACUUGAAGAUAAAUUAUCACAACAUGGAUCUACAUUGGUACCUCUAACCGAAAAUCUGGUGGACAAGAUUCGUGGUGAUACAAGACCUGCUCGUCCAACCAAUUCAAUCAAAGUGCAUGAUAUCCAAUAUGCGGGCAAAACUCAUAAUACAAAAUUGACAGAGCUGAUGUCUUAUGUGACAGCACAAGGAUGUGAUGGAACAGUUGUGACCAGUUUGGAUGAAAUCGCAUGGUUGUUGAAUUUACGUGGAUCAGAUAUUCAUUGCUGUCCUGUAUUCUUUGCUUAUUGUGUCGUAACUCCAAAUCAAACACUACUCUACAUCAAUGACAAUAGUGAUGGUACUCGCCUGACCAAUCUUCAUGAUCAUUUAUCUUUGGCCAAUAUACAACUGCGUGAUUAUGACCAACUAGCUUCAGAUAUCAAAAAUAUGACUGGUGUUACAAAAUGGUUCAUUGAUCCUCACACUACAAAUCUUUCCAUUAUACAAGGCAUUAAGGAUCGUGUUCAAUAUGGUACUUCGAUGAUACCACUAUCCAAAGCAAUCAAGAACACUACGGAAUUGGCAAGUACUAAGAUGUGUCAUUAUCGUGAUGGAGCAGCUGUCAGUCAACAUUUUGCAUGGUUAGCACAUGAAUUAUGUACAAACGAAAAUAAAAGUAUACGAGAAUACGACGCAGCAUUACAUUUGGAAUCCAUGCGAAAGAAUCAUAGUGAAUACGUUGGUUUGGCUUUUGAUACCAUUGCAGCUACUGGACCUCAUGGUGCUAUCAUCCAUUAUCAACCAUCAGCAAUCGAUUCUGCCGUUAUUGAUCCUCGUCAACUUUAUCUUUGUGAUUCAGGUGCACAAUAUGUAGAUGGUACAACAGAUAUUACUCGAACAUUUUUAUUCCUUGGUCAACCAAGUGAUUUCCAGAAAAGGGCAUUUACUAGAGUUCUUCAAGCUCACAUUGCAUUGGAUCAGGCUAUCUUUCCUAAGAAAACAACAGGAUAUCAAUUGGAUACAAUUGCAAGACAACCAUUAUGGCGUGAUGGAUUGAACUAUCGACAUGGAACUGGUCAUGGUGUAGGAGCAUAUUUGAAUGUCCACGAAGGACCCCAUGGUAUUGGUGGUAGAAUAUCUUACAAUGAUAUUCCACUUGAACAAAAUAUGUUGGUAACCAAUGAACCUGGAUAUUAUCAAGAUGGUGAAUUCGGCAUUCGAAUUGAAAAUGUUUUAGCUGUUUGUCAAGCAUCAACUCCUUAUCACUUUGAUGGCGAAUAUCUUGGAUUUGAACAUCUGACUUUUGUACCUCUUGGCAAGAAAUUAAUAGAUAUAGAUUUACUAGAUGAUAAUCAGAUACAAUGGAUAAAUGAUUAUCAUCAAAAGUGUAGACAUAUUUUAGAACCUUUACUUCAAGGCGAUAGACAAACUUUGAUAUGGUUGGAGGACGAAACGGAGCCUCUUUCGAAAUAAAUUUUUUUUUUGUCCCUAUAAUUUAUUUACCGCUUGGUACUUUU
Molecule: messenger RNA, 2033 nt
Organism: Halteromyces radiatus
Lineage: Eukaryota; Fungi; Mucoromycota; Mucoromycetes; Mucorales; Cunninghamellaceae
Product: peptidase M24, structural domain-containing protein
Exons: 9
Coding region: 82-1989 (635 amino acids)
Molecular function (GO): metalloaminopeptidase activity
Source: RefSeq, a predicted model, not a curated record